Molecule: messenger RNA, 1824 nt
Organism: Helobdella robusta
Lineage: Eukaryota; Metazoa; Annelida; Clitellata; Rhynchobdellida; Glossiphoniidae
Exons: 8
Coding region: 1-1824 (607 amino acids)
Biological process (GO): sodium ion transmembrane transport
Cellular component (GO): membrane
Molecular function (GO): ligand-gated sodium channel activity
Source: RefSeq, a predicted model, not a curated record
AUGAACAAACACCAGAAUGAUAUGACGAUAGAAUCCAGCCAGUGCAUGGACUGCAGAACACUAUCUGGCAGAGGUAUCAAAGUCAAUGAAGCUUUCACUUACUCCUUAGAUGUGGCACGAACUGAUGUGCACAUAAGAAUUACAGAUUGUAAGAAGGGUGAAGACGAUGGUAAAGAUUGUUCUGGAAGGAAUAUCGACAGAAAUGUUAACAAAAAUUAUAAUGAAAGUAACAUUACUAACACCGAUUCCACUCACCAAAGAUCAAAAAUGAGAAAUAACAAUGUUGUAAUUAUUCAAAACCAGGAUGACAACAAAAGCAAGACAUUUGAUGGGAACGUAAACGGAGAUAAUAAAGAUAAAAAUAUUUACGACAAAAAUUUUAACAAACAAGACACUAAAAUUGAAAAUUCUUUCCAGGAGAAAGAAGUUAUUCAAACCAACGAGAACAAAACCGACGACAUAUCGGAAGCAGUGCCAGCCAGCAGCAGCUUGCGACAGCGCAAGUUCAGCUCGUUGAACCAGUUCGGCAUGAAGAAGUUGUGGAGGAAGUACAGUUUGAAGAAUGAUAACAACGAUAAUUUUUAUUACUUCGCCACUAAUCUGUGGAACUCUCUCGAUGAGAUAUCAAUAAUCGGUAUGAAACAUUGUGCGGACAGCAAUCGCUCGCUCAUAAACCGUGUCAUGUGGUCCAUCUUCAUAAUUUUCGGGUUUUUGCUGGCAGUGUACCAAGUAAAAGAUCGUGUUAUGUACUAUCUCAAAUACCCCACUUCUAUCGACUAUGACAUCGUCACUUCUCACAUCACACUCCCUCAAGUCACGGUCUGCAACAACAACUUCAUCAAGAAGUCUUCAGCCGCUAAUCUCAGUUUGGUGGAAUACUUCAGAAAGUUAGACCCUCUCGGUGUAAGAAUCAAAGUCGAGAAUUACCACAACCUUACUUAUUUAAACAAUGCGGGAAUUAUCGAAGCAAGGAAAUUCCUAUCUCCAGGACUCGAGCAGUUGGUAUAUUGCAUUUGGAAUGGUCAGGUAUGUCCCGUGGAGAUCAUCGGCACAACGUUCACAAAUGCUGGCCAAUGUAUUAUUGUCAAUCCCAGUAAAGCUAAUUCGAAUUUCCUCAACGGACCCGGUGCUCUAUCAGGACUGGUGUUGGUUCACGACCCAAAAGAGCCACCUCAAAUGUUGGAACUUGCCUUGAAUGUCAACCUUGGGGAGGAAGUCAACGUGGCCGUGUCAGUUACGAAUAUAACCAGGCUGAAACAUCCACACGGAAUAUGCACAGAUCAGGAAGGUUACCACUUCACCAAAUGCAAGUUGGAAUGCGUGACAAGGAUCAUAAUUAGCAACUGCAGUUGCAGACCCAUUUACAUGGAAGAGAUUGGGAAUGAAUCAAUAUGCAAUUACAACGAAGAAUUUCAUUGUGCUGAUAAGGUGAUGAGAAAUUAUUAUCUUAAUAGCUCACAAAAUGGUAACGACGACUGCCCACCGAUGUGCAACGAAGUUACGUACCAAACUUCAGUCACUGGCUCAAAAUUUUCACCCGUUAACUUUCAUUAUAUCAAACCAUUAUUUGAAAACAAAUCGAUCGAAUUCAAACCUAGCGAUGUAGUCAUUUUACGAAUUUACAUGAGCAGCAUGGAGUACACCAAAGUCUCGACCGUCAAAGCUUAUUCAGAGAUGGCGCUGCUGAGCGACCUGGGUGGUGCCUUGGGACUUCUUCUAGGAUCAACUUUCCUUACUGUUUUCGAAGCUUUUGAACUGUUUUGGGAUUUUUGUUUAUACACCUACGCCAGGAAGAAGAAUUGGAUAAAAAUAUGGAAAGCCUAG